Molecule: messenger RNA, 1080 nt
Organism: Cucurbitaria berberidis CBS 394.84
Lineage: Eukaryota; Fungi; Ascomycota; Dothideomycetes; Pleosporales; Cucurbitariaceae
Exons: 1
Coding region: 115-843 (242 amino acids)
Biological process (GO): cilium assembly
Source: RefSeq, a predicted model, not a curated record
CAACACCAUAUCCACCGCCAACCCUAGCAGGCUGCACAAAGUCAACGUUCUGUAUACCACCACAACACCAGCAAUCAUCUAAACAUUUCGAGACAUCCAACCCUCAUCUCCAAUAUGGCAAUCGACGUUCCCGACACAACCUUGUCCGCAAACGACACACGUAUACUGAACGCGCUUUUCGACCCAGAAACUCUCCCCUCCUCAGUCGCAAAAUCAAAAGACGCAGCCGCAAUCAACGCCUCAUUACCGCCACAUCCAAGCAUAUCCCCCGCCCAAAUAUCAGACCUCGAAAAGCAACAGAACGAAAUCGUCCAGCAAGUAUCCAGCAGAUCCAACACCGAGGCCAUAAACGCUGCAAUUGCCCAAUUAGACGAAGCGAUAUCGAACUGGCCAAACUACCCUAGCGCAUACGUGAACCGUGCAAUGCUACGAAGAAUGAAAAUAGAAGCCUCGUUACAAGAUGAUCAGACCAUCUUCUCAUCAUCAUUGUCACCACCCUCGGAAAUCGAAGCCCUAUUCACAGACCUCGCCCGCGCAAUUCACCUCUCGCUCCCCGCGUCCUCACUAACAGCUCCCGUAUCGCCCUACCAAGCACGCAUUCUACGCACAGCGUACUCGCAUCGCGCGUACCUGUAUUUGAAGGCCGUUGAGACAGGUACGCAGCUGAAAGGUCUAGGCAAGAGUGAAUUGGAGGAGCUAGCGUCGAGAGAUUUUGCUGCUGCGGCGAGGUAUGGGGAUGAGGUUGCGCGGGAGAUGAGUGUUCGGACAAACCCGUAUGCGAAGAUGUGUGGGGCUAUUGUGAGGAAUGCUUUGAGGGAGGAGAGAGAGGGUGAUGGGGCGUGAUUGAGGUGAUUGAGGUGAGGUGAGAGAACUGGCAACGUAGUCUGUAUUGUGAGGUAAGUGGUUAAUUAUCAAUCAGUAAAGUCACGACAGAGGAGAUCGUACACCACGUUGAGUAGAUUGGGGGCGGACGUUAUCAUUCUUGUGGCCUCGUUAGACCUGCCUUGUACGCUCCUAGGAGCAAUAGUACAAGGCACUCAUGUAGAAAUUAGUCCUAGCCCCAUGCAAAAAUAACCCGUC